Molecule: messenger RNA, 3119 nt
Organism: Nematolebias whitei (Rio pearlfish)
Lineage: Eukaryota; Metazoa; Chordata; Actinopteri; Cyprinodontiformes; Rivulidae
Gene: trib1
Product: tribbles pseudokinase 1
Exons: 3
Coding region: 298-1413 (371 amino acids)
Biological process (GO): protein phosphorylation; positive regulation of proteasomal ubiquitin-dependent protein catabolic process; regulation of MAP kinase activity
Cellular component (GO): nucleus
Molecular function (GO): mitogen-activated protein kinase kinase binding; ATP binding; protein kinase activity
Source: RefSeq, a predicted model, not a curated record
AUCCGGAGGAGUGUUUGAGCUCCACAUCACCGGAGCGCACACACUCUCCACCUCUCUCUGAGUGUGAGGCUCUCUCUCUCCUUCUUUUCCUCCAUCUAUCUCUUGUCUUUCUUUCUUUUCUUUUUUUUUUUUCCCCCUUCUCAGCUUCACUCGGAUUUAUUCUCACCAAACGCACUCUUCAGGAUUGGAUUUUCAUCAGCUCUAAACAUGAGACGGAGUUGAACCAAUUCAUCACCCCAAGGACGCAGACUACUAUCUUUUGUUUUUGUUUUUAUUUAUUUGUUUGCUUUGUUGUCAAUGGUGAGCCGGCCAUUCAGGAUGAACUUGCAGCGGAGCAGCCCGGCGCCCUGCAUCCGCCGGAGAGUCGCCCACAAGCGGCUGGACUCGGACGACCAGCCGCCGGCCAAGUGCGUCCGGCUGACCGAGGGUGCCGGGGACGCGCAUGGAGGGCUCCUCCUGGGCACGUCACCCAGCUCCCCGCUCAGUCCCGCGGCCAACCCCGCCAUCCACCCGCACCACCCGCACCAGCAGCACCAGCAGGGGCCGUCCAGGAUCGGAGCGUUCCUCCUGCUGCCCCUCGCGCACCGGGAGAGCAGCGUGCACAGCGCCAUGGACACCGAUACUGGCGAGGAGCUGCUGUGUAAGGUCUUUGAUAUGGCUGUGUACCAGGAGAAAAUCAGAGCCUACGGAGUUCUGCCGACUCACAAGAACGUGGCCGGCAUCCGGGAAAUCAUCCUCGGCGAGCGCAAGGCCUACGUCUUCUUGGACAAAGACUUCGGGGACAUGCACACCCUGGUGAAGAGCUGUCGCCGACUAGACGAGGAGCACGCUCGCAGACUCUUCUGUCAGGUGGCUCAGGCCGUGGCGCACUGCCACCAGGCGGGCAUUGUACUGGGGGACCUCAAACUGCGCAAGUUUGUCUUCGGGGAUGAGAAAAGGACUCAGGUGAGACUAGAAAGCCUCGAGGACUGCCGCGUCCUGGAAGACCCCGACAACGACUCGAUGGCAGACACCCACGGCUGCCCCGCCUACGUCAGCCCCGAAAUUCUCAGCGGCUCCACGCCAUACUCCGGCAAAAUGGCUGACAUGUGGAGCCUGGGGGUCAUGCUGUACACCAUGCUGGUCGGUCGCUACCCCUUCCACGACCCAGACCCGGCCACGCUGUUUUCAAAGAUCCGUCGAGGCCAGUGCUGUUUGCCUGAAGGCUUGUCGCCCAAGGCCAAGUGUCUGCUCCAGAGCCUGCUGAGGAAAGAACCGUCAGAGAGACUCACUGCAGCCGAGCUGCUCGCUCACCCGUGGUUCCACCGGCCGCCGUCGUCCCAAGAAGCAACGCUCGGUGAACAGGAAGCGAGCGGGGCAGAACAAACGGUGCCGUCGUUUGACGUGCACGAGGACGAGAACCUGUUCUGCUGACAAACUCAAACCAGAGCCCAGUUAAAGGACCAACACGAAAUGCGCUAGGAGGGACUUGGUGGUCAUUUUUGUACAGUGGCACUUUUUAGAAAACCAGUUCGUACUGUUUUGUGUGUACAUACAUGCACCCUCAAGAUUUCUACAAAAAACUCUUCCUGUACUGUAUUCUGAUCUCGUAUACACCUGCUGAGGGCAUUGCUCACAAUGAUCACUCGUUGUGCUUCUGUGUGUGUGUGUUCUAGGAAAUAUUUGGUGCUAAAAUAAACGAUGGUGACUUGUAGUUCCACAGAUCCCUCCAGGCUCCUCUGAGCGUGUCAGACCUGGAGGAUGCUCAUUAGAGCUUACCCUCAACCCGAACUAAUGAAGGCAUUAGCUUGCACCUUGAAAGUGAGGCGGGCGAGCGCGACCAGGAUGUUGUUCCUCUCGCUCUCUGAGCACGCCGCAAGCUUCGGCAGGCUGACUCAGCCGUCGACUCGCGGACGGGCCUGGCUCCAGCCUGCUGCAUCUCGGAGCAGACAGUGACACAGAGCGGGAAAGAUGGUUAGCAGAGGACUCGUGUGUCACAGCUCAGCGUGACACUACGGAGGUGUCUCACUGCCAAUCUGGCAAACGGACAUCAUUUACAAAUCUCACACCGAGCGCAGAAGGUUGGGAAAAAAGGCGUGAAAAAAAUGUCACAUGCAACACACAGUGACACUAAGAACUUUAGUCUCUUUUAAUGAUAAAGCAGCUUUGUGUCGUUUCUUAAAGUUGGACCCAGUUAUCUUUGGACGCUUGAGUUAGCCACAGCUGAAGCUAACGGUUUUCACUGCUGGUUUAAAAGACUCAGCUGAUCACUGGAUAAUAUUUACACCUGAAGGAAAGUAGAAACUUACUUUGAAUCUUUUUCCUCUUAUUGACUAUCUUUUUAUCACAUGUUCUGUCAUGGGUGAGCCUGUUUUGUUCAUGCUGUCGGGGAGUCAUCCUCGGACAGAGCCGAGCUGUGCUGCGUCCGUAUCGCUGUGUUCCAUAAACGGAACGAGCCGGUCGAAGUCAGGCGGGCUAGUCGACGCCGGUUUUUCUUUUCAUGACUCAGUGCUUCAGCGUCUCUGCAGAGAUUUGUUCUGACCUUGGAAGAAAAUGCACAAACCAUUUCACUUCCUUCGUUCUUUCCUCAUUUCGACUUUUCUUUUUUGCCCCCUCUUUUAACAGCGUUAUAGAGACUAGUCUUCUUAGUUAGUGACACUUUUCAUUCUGGACUAUUUGACGAUUGGUACUAAAUCUGGAAGAGUGCUGUGCAUUGUGACUUCUGGGUCAUACAGGAGCAAUUUUUUCCUGUUAUUUAAUUAUAUUAUCGCUCGUCUGCAAGAGAUGGGGAAAGGCCUGUGAUGACUUGCAUCGUUCUGCUCAGAAAAAAAAAAGUAACUUAAGAGAGUAGAUUUAUGUUCUUGCUUCAUAUAGUGAGUCACACUUUCAUGUGAUGUGUAGAGUAAACUGACACGGGUUCGCAAUCUCCACGUUGCACUGUGAAUCAUGCAUUUAUGACACGACCUGGAGGCCUUUAUCAGCCCCAAAAGGUUACACUUAAGAGUUAUUUUCACUGUAAAUAUGUAUAUAUGUAUAUUAGAAAUAUAUGUGGAAUUGUCGAAUAAAGAUGAGUUUUUUUCAUAUUCACUCAGCUUGUUUUUUGAUUCGCCACACCUGCGCUGCUCCACUCUGUGCCUCGA